CUGCUGCAAACAUCAUGUCAGUCGACAAAGUCGCUGCGGCAAGAACACCGGGCGCCAGAUCGCGCGCGGCUUGAGAUGGUCUAUUUUCGUUCCGAACUUACUUUGCGCGCAGCUGGCUGUGAGUGGAAACGGGAGAUAGAGUGAGGGUUUGGGAGCGACUUCAGAAUGGUCGCUCGAGUGCGAGGGCAGCGAGGGCAAAUACACCGGCUGGGAUGUACGAAUGAAUCACCAGCCUGGCGAAAAGACCAAGCAGAUGCCAAAAGAAGGUCGGUUGUCGUGCUCAAAGCCGAUGGUGAAGAGAUUGGCGGCUCGGAGCAGGAUAGAGAGGAGAUUUGCUGGCUUUAAAGCACACUUGAGUAGGUGUGUGCGAGCGAUCGCGGAAGACUGGGAAGGCCAGGAAGAUGGGAAGAAAGAAAGUGCGUGUGAAACGAGGAAGUGUGGUGGCGGGCGUUGGGAAGGGUUUUUUGAGUUUAGAUGUGGGAAAGCCAAUGAAGUCAAGAAGAGGAUGCGGAAGCAGAAGAUGGGAAAGAAUGGGAGAAGAACGGGUGCUGGGAGUUGAGAAGAGUUUUGAAUCUGGAUGUGCCAGGACCGAUGAAGAAGUCAGGCACGAGAAGAGGAAGCGGAAGAGGAAGCAGAAGCAGACGAUGGGAAGAGAGGAAGAAGAGCAUGCGGUGGGGGUUGAAAAGGGUUCUCGACCUGGAUGUGGGAAAACCGAAGAAGAAUUCAGGCACGAGAAGAGGAGGCGGAAGUGGGAAAGGAAGUGGAAGCAGAAAGAGGAAGAGGAAGAGGAAGCAGAGCGGGCGGCAGCACAUGCACAUGAGCGCGGGAAGGGAAACGGUGAACUUCCAGACAUGGGACGGAAUGAUUUUGUUUACUUGCUGCAACCCCCCUGGGAAAGGCCCAGCAGCGAGCACAUGCAAACCAGAGCACCCAACUCUUGCACUUGCACACACCUAGCAUAAGGUGCAAGAAGAACGACAGGCGGAUCGCACUGCAACACGUCAUCGCCAGCAUCACGAGAGAU
Thermothielavioides terrestris NRRL 8126 is the source of this 1024-nucleotide messenger RNA. RefSeq lists its product as uncharacterized. Bases 531 to 962 code for a protein of 143 amino acids. The transcript has a single exon. The record is from RefSeq and is a predicted model, not a curated record. NCBI's taxonomy places the organism in Eukaryota, Fungi, Ascomycota, Sordariomycetes, Sordariales, Chaetomiaceae.